Molecule: messenger RNA, 5008 nt
Organism: Xiphophorus hellerii (green swordtail)
Lineage: Eukaryota; Metazoa; Chordata; Actinopteri; Cyprinodontiformes; Poeciliidae
Product: lysine-specific demethylase phf2-like
Source: RefSeq, a predicted model, not a curated record
UUGAGGGCCCCAAAACCACAUUUUGCUUAGGGCCCCAUGGAGGCUUGGGCCAACCCUGCCUACAACACAUGGCAGAGGUCAGAGUGUCUCUGCUGUCGUCUGUUUGUUGACAAUAAGCCACGCUGCGGUUCUGCUUUCAGCUGUGUUGGGGUGGAUGAAGACGAUGCGCCGGACAUCGACAUCUAUCACUGCCCAAACUGCGAGAAGACCCACGGCAAAUCCACAUUGAAAAAGAAAAAGAACUGGAGCAAACACGACACGGGGCAAAGCACAGACAUCCGGGCGGUUCAGAACGGCAGCCAGGUUUUCAUCAAGGAGCUGCGCAGUCGAACGUUCCCCAGCGCUGACGACAUCGUGGUGAAACUGAGCAGCAGUCAGCUGACCCUGGACUACCUGGAGGAGAACGGCUUCAACGAACCCAUCCUGGUUCAGAAGAAGGACGGUCUGGGCAUGUCCAUGCCUCCCCCAACCUUCUACAUCAGUGAUGUGGAGAAAUAUGUUGGUCCAGACGUCCCCGUGGACGUGGUGGACGUCACCAAACAGACCGACAGCCAGAUGAAGCUCAAAGAGUUUGUUGACUAUUACUACAGCACAAACAGGAAGAAGGUUUUGAACGUCAUCAACCUCGAGUUCUCAGACACCAGAAUGAGCUCCAUAGUGGAGAGCCCGCAGAUCAUACGGCGGCUGUCCUGGGUAGAAAACUACUGGCCCGACGACGCCUUGCUCGGGAAGCCGAAGGUCACCAAAUACUGCCUCAUCUGCGUGAAAGACAGCUACACCGACUUCCACAUCGAAUGUGGUGGAGCCUCGGUGUGGUACCACGUCCUGAAGGGAGAGAAGAUCUUCUUUCUCAUCAAGCCCACAUCGGCCAACCUGUCUCUGUACGAGCGCUGGAGGUCGUCGUCCAAUCACGGAGAGAUGUUCUUCGCCGACCAGGUGGACAAGUGUUACAAAUGCACCCUGAAGCAAGGCCAGACGCUCUUCGUCCCGUCAGGAUGGAUCAACGCGGUGCUGACUCCAGUCGACUGCCUGGCUUUCUCCGGACACUUCGUCCACAACCUGAGUGUGGAGAUGCAGAUGAGAGCGUAUGAAAUCGAGAAGAGGUUGAAGGUCAAGACUCUCACCCCGUUCCCCAACUUUGAGACGGCGUGCUGGUAUGUGGGGCGCCACUUGUUGGAGCGGUUCAAAGGUUUACACAAAGCAAAUAAGCAGCCAGCUCCAUACCUGAUACACGGUGCCAAAAUCAUCAACGGAGCCUUCAGAGCGUGGACUAAAAAACAGGCUCUCCUGGAACACGAAGAUGAGCUACCAGAGAACAUGAAACCUUCCCAGCUCAUCAAGGACCUAGCCAAAGAGAUCAGGCUGUCAGAGAAUGCAACAAAAGCCAUUAAGAGCGAGCCCAGCAUCAAGGCACCCGUGGAGGAACCAGCAUUUACCCACUCCGAGCCCGACGAUCCCGUUUCCCCAGCAACCAUCCCGUCUCCCAGCAGAGAAAAACCCAAGAAAAAAGCCCCCAAAUCCCAGAAGCCUCCAAAGGCGCCCAAGGCCCCCAAACCUCCGAAGGUCAAAGACGGGGAAAAGAAGAAAGUGAAAAAGAUAAAGGAGUUGUCACCGCCUCCGAAGCCUUCCAGCUUUGCCGCCCUGGAGUCUCACGCCAAGGAGAUCUUGAGUCAAAUGGACCAGCAAAAGAAGCCAAAGGUUGUCAAAAAUGUCCUGAGUGUGUCCGAGAAGGAAACGUCAAAGCAGAACAACAUGGACAAGUUCGAAAUCAGAGAGCAAAACAAAAACAAGACGGAAGCCAAAUGGAAGUACAAGAACAGUAAACCGGAUUCCUUGCUGAAAAUGGAGGAGGAGUGCAAGUUUGACAGAAUACCGCUGUCAGGCAAUAAAGACAGAUUCAGCUUUACUAUGUCUCACAGGAAACUAGCCAGCUCCAAGAUGCUGAAACCUCAGACCAACUCAAGUAUUUUCGGAUCGUUACAAAACCUAAAAGAGGACAAAACCAAGCCAGUGAGAGACGAGUACGAGUACGUCUCGGAUGAGGGCGAGCUGAAGAUAGAUGAGUUCCCCAUCAGGCGGAAAAAGAACACCGUUAAGAGAGAUCUUUCCUUCUUAUCAGACAUCAGAGAACCCCUUCAGCCGGCCAAAAAGGCAAAGUCGCAACCCUUAGUGAGCAAGCAGAGCGUGGACUCCUCAGACGAAGAGACCUUGCACAUAGACACGGAGGCCAAGCCUGAGGUCAAGAGUCGCAACUCUAAGGUGAAGAAGAAGAGCGGAAGUGCCGCAGGGAUCCUGGACCUGCUGCAGGCCAGCAAACAAGUGGGCGGGAUCGACUACAACACCAACAGCCAGCCGCCUGCGUCUCCCAGCACACAGGAGGCCAUCCAGGGCAUGCUGUCCAUGGCCAACCUGUCCUCCUCGGAGACCCUGGAGCAGCCGUGGAGCAACAGCCAGUCAAAGAGCAACUCGCACGGCUCGCAGGCGUACAAGAAGAGCGGCGCGGGAGCCGGCGGGAGCAGCAACAGCAAGCGGCCCACCAAGAGGCUCCCGAAGAAACCCCGAAAAAGCAGCAGCAUCGAGAGCCUGGACUAUGACGACGACGAGCAGGAUCACAUGGAUGCAUGUUUCAAAGACAAAGACUCCGACUACGUGUACCCGUCGUUGGAGUCCGAAGAGGACAAUCCCGUUUUCAAAUCGAGAUCCAAAAAGAGGAAAAGCAGCGACGACACUCCGCUGUUGUUGCAGCGCGGGGUCGGACCCCUCGGUACCACUCGGCACGAGCGACCGGCGAGAGAAGGAGCCCGCGUGGCUUCGAUCGAAACGGGGCUGGCCGCCGCCGCGGCCAAGCUGUCUCACCAGGAGGAGCAGCAAAGGACCAAGAAGAAAAAGAAAAGCGGCAAGAAGAAGAGCGCGGCGGCGGAGGAGCCGCCGAAACACUCUCAGGACAGCAGCUCCCCGGACCACAACGCCGACUCGCAGGAAGGCAGCCUGACCGACCACGAGUUCACCACCGGCACCGCCAAGUCCCCGGGCGGGCCGCAGCCCAUGGCGCCGGGGAUCUUCCUCAGCCAGAGGCGGCCGUCGGUGUCCUCUCCCAACAACAGCACCAACUCCACGAGCACCAACAGCAGCAGCGCCGCCAGGGCGGACCGACUGGGCCCCGCAGACGCCAAAGCUAAGCGGCUAAAGAAAGGCAUGGCGACGGCCAAACAGAGACUGGGAAAGAUCCUAAAGAUCCAUCGAAACGGAAAGCUCCUCCUGUAGCACGCAGCAGCAGCAGGCCGUUAAUGGACUGGGCCGGUUGACCGACUGGCCGGUUGACCGACUGGGCCUCGUCCCAGACUCGCAACCUGCUCACUAACAAAAAGUCAACAAGAGGAGAAUUAGGAAAAAAUAAAAAAAUAAACUGAAACGACGCAGGAGCGGAGGAAAAUCAUGCAUUUUUCAAUUUCUAAGAAGAACAUCACUCAGAUAGGUUUUUGCCUCUACUUAUACUUUAUAACUUUCAGAUAUUAAAGUGUACAGAAGCUAUUAUAAAUAUUUUUUAAGAGAACAUGUCUCAUUUUACUACAGCUGUCAUUUUAUCAGGGGUUGCUCAAUAGAAGUACAUUGCAGUCAUUCCAAGAUUUGCGAAAGUAUCCCCUGCAUGUGUAUGAGUUGCAUGCGUGCUUCGGGUCGGGGGUCGGCGGAGUAGAGGGGUUCGGGAGGUGUGCGGGGGAGGGAGGGGCUCCUACCCACGGAUGCAGCUUAUCAUUGUCAGACUGAGCCGGAAUCUUCCUGGAGCGUCGGAUCGGAUCAGCACCGACCCCAAGCAGCAUUUAUGCCUUCACAGCCACACUUACCGUUCGCAGAGCACUAUCAGCGCCGCCACUUAUUUAUUCUAGUUCGAGUCGUUAGGUAGGAAAACGGAAACCAACGACUGUAAAGCACAAAGCACACCGAGUCCGGACGUUUCUCCAACGUGAACGUAGAUCGACGCACAUCGGCGGACCGGACCAGGGGAACCAGGGAGGUGGGGGGGGGGGAAGCGGAGGAACCGGGACGCGACGCGGGAACACGACGAUGAGCCUCAUCCCCGACAGAGACGCAGUCACACGGGGAUACUUUCUCUCUUCCUUUGCUUCCACAGGCAGCACAGCACACUUUCCACUUGUUUCUGUGUUUUUUGUUUUGUUUUAAUGGCUCCACUGUAUAGAAUGUAGCUUUGUACAUAGCCUUUUAAGUUUUUGUAUCUUUUUUUUUUAUUAUUUUUUUGCCUCCCACUUAAUUCUACAUUUUUACUUUUUUUUGUUAUACAUAUAUAAUUUAAUUUGAAAAGUAUCUAUGUAUGUAUAUGAAUUUCCGAUAUUGUCCUCCUUUUCCGCCUCUCCGGUCAUCAGUGCUGCCUUGGGAAACAACAGAAGGAAUUAGCCGACAUGUUUAUCGUCAUAUGGCCUUACAUACACAAAGCUAACUGUAUUGUGAUUCUGUUUGAGCGAGAAGUGAAGCUUUGAGGAGAAAAAACUGUAGAAAAGAAGAAAAAAAACAAACAAAGUUUCUAUGACCAGCCACUUGUCCGACUUCUAGUAUCCUGAAGGUUUCAGAAUUAUUUUACUAGCACCUUGUGAAGUGUUUCUGUGUCAGUGAUGUAAUUUAUUAAUGUUUGUAGCUUUUUUAUACUUGUACAAUUCUUAAGAGGUUUUGCUUUUGGAUAUAUAUCAUCAAAGUUGUGAAACGACCCUUUAAUUUGUUUGUUUUUUUUCCAUGUUGCGGUGCGUGUCGGAGGCGUCGCACUAGAGCUCGCCGGUCGCCCUCCGCCCCGUCCCGCCAGACGUGUGUCACGUGUUCCUGCAGCGGCGUCCAUCGCGUCUCCACCGGGACGUUCUCUCUCCUCUCGUCCUCUCAGCAAUUACUUUUUUUUUCCCUUUGAGGUUUUUAAUUUGUACAGUACAUGUGUUGCUUUGUCGUGAUUUAUUUUUGUAUGUCUGACUCAUUAAAUGCAUCCACUGUGCCCCAGCAGUGAAUCAUA